Molecule: messenger RNA, 642 nt
Organism: Trichoderma gamsii
Lineage: Eukaryota; Fungi; Ascomycota; Sordariomycetes; Hypocreales; Hypocreaceae
Exons: 3
Coding region: 1-642 (213 amino acids)
Biological process (GO): deadenylation-dependent decapping of nuclear-transcribed mRNA
Cellular component (GO): P-body; nucleus
Molecular function (GO): hydrolase activity; RNA 7-methylguanosine cap binding
Source: RefSeq, a predicted model, not a curated record
AUGGCUGAUCUCAAGGCUCGGGCUGAGGCAGCGCUGCCCAAAUUCAAGCUUGAAAAGGUGCUCAACCAAGCCGGCCGCCGCGUCUCCCUCUACGGCACAAUCGACAAUGAGCCCGCCGUCAUGGUCGUCGAGCGCGCGACGUUUCCCACAUCAAAGGCCUAUCUUGCUGGAUUGCCCUCAUCGCUUGUGCGGCUGCGAAAUCUGGGCGCAAACGACAUCUACUCGUGGAGCAUGGCGAGGACAGGAUCCGUGGACGAGGAGAUCAAGCCCGAGGCGGACAACGGACACGACAACGGCGUCGAUUUCUUUGCGGAUCUAAAAAUCAACUUGAUAUACCCGUGCACAGAGGCACAUGUCAAAAAGUACAGCAAGCAGGCCGUCCGAUUCGUUACCGAGACACCGGAGAUCUACAAGAAUCACAUCCGACCGUUUAUGCAGCUUAAAAGAGAGGAGGGAAGAUUAAACUGGGUAUUCAACAUCAUUGAAGGCAGAACCGAGGUGGAAGACGUUAUAUACAGAACUAAGCUUGGCGAAGCUGGCGAUGAAGGUUUCCUGCUCAUACCAGACCUCAACUGGGACCGCAAGACACUCGAAGGUCUGCAUCUGCUGGCGCUGGUUGAGCGGCGGGAUAUCUGCACAUGA